Molecule: messenger RNA, 1080 nt
Organism: Lottia gigantea (owl limpet)
Lineage: Eukaryota; Metazoa; Mollusca; Gastropoda; Lottiidae
Exons: 3
Coding region: 1-432 (143 amino acids)
Source: RefSeq, a predicted model, not a curated record
AUGUAUAGAGUAAAGAUGGAUUUCUGUUCAGUUAUUUUACACCUGACUUUCGUUACACUCAUUGCAUCCCAAGCAACAUCGCCGAACUAUUGUUCUAUCAUGUGCCAAGGUAAAAACUCGUCAACAGUUUGUCAGAAUUACGUUGCAGACUUCGAACCUAAAGAGUUACUGGCGAAAAUGAACUUCAUAUGCUGCUUCACCAAUGAAUUCAUCCGUACACAUCAUAACUACUUUAAAGAUGUCACACUUCCAUUCAAACUUGCAAUAAUGAAGGAAAACAAUCAAGACAUGCUAUAUGAAUAUGCGGAGUGUGUAAGAAGCAAAUCACAUUAUCAUAUUCAUGAUGAUAAACUCUUCCUUUACAUAAAAAUGUCAGAUGAUGAAGUCGUCUCGACGGCAAUGUCAGAAUUGGGUCCAUUACAUGGUUUAUGAACUCUUAAUUUUCAUGACGAAAUGUUUAUUGAAUAUUCGCCAUAAGGAAGAAAAAAUACGACGGGGUAUUCAACCGCCUGAACAUAAUAUACAGCUUCAAAAUCUACUUCUCUUUUUAAAGUUUGGUAUAAAUGUAGGCCUACCUAUCUACCUUGGAAUAUUGUGCUGUUGCACUUUUAUUGUUGGAUACUUCUACUCUCUUCCUUCGCUAAAGAAGUAGAAUACUUGGGACAUAUAUUUUCUAAGGAGUCCUUGCAUCUCAGACGAAAACUGAAUCACAAACUACAAUUCAAUCUGACAUGGAAACAUAUUUGCACAUUGUCUUCUGAUCACUUCCCCGUAUAGUUUGAUUUACAUGUAUUGUAUAGUAGCCUAUGUUUUAGCAGUUUUUCUUUGUUGCUUGUUUAAACUGCUUUAUUUUUAUCUUCAAGUUUUCUUCAUAUUUCUGGUUACUGGCGUUUAAUGCUCUAUGUUUUAACAUAACAUUAUGUAUAAUAAUACUAACUUGUUAAGAUAGAAUUCCUUAUACCACCAAACCUUACUGUAUAUCAAGUCUAUUUAUUGUGCAAUUAGGUCAAAGUCUCUUCUUUCUUUGUUUCUGUUAUUGUGUUAUUCUAUGAUGUAAAAAAUAAAUAAUUUGUAUUAAUU